This is a messenger RNA of Ilex paraguariensis (yerba mate), 915 nucleotides long. The record is from the annotation of a GenBank genome assembly. Lineage: Eukaryota; Viridiplantae; Streptophyta; Magnoliopsida; Aquifoliales; Aquifoliaceae.
AUGCCGAUUAUUGAUAUCGGGCGUCUCAAAUCUUCAUCGCCCACCGGAGAAGAAGAACUUGAAAAUCUGCGAUCAGCUCUCAGCUCAUGGGGUUGCUUCCAGGCAAUAAAUCACGGAAUAGAAAGUUCUUUCCUUGACAAAGUGCGAGAUGUUACCAAACAAUUGCUUGAACUUCCAAUGGAAGAGAAGCAAAGAUACUCCAGAGCACCUGAUGACAUUGAAGGGUAUGGGAAUGACAUGGUUCUUUCAGAUAAUCAAACUCUCGAUUGGACCGAUCGGUUGUUUCUUACAGUAAAUCCUGAAGAUCAGAGAAAGCUCAACUAUUGGCCUCAAAAUCCUGAAGUUUUUAGAGAAACUAUGCAUGAACAUGCCACCAAUUUACGACUGAUAGCAGAGGACCUCCUCAAGGCCAUGGCAAGGUCACUAAACUUGGAGGAGAACUGUUUCUUGAAUCAAUACGGAGAUGCAGCAAUUAUGCAGCUAAGAUUCAACUUCUACCCUCGGUGUCCGAGGCCUGACCUUGUUCUCGGCCUAAAACCUCAUGCAGAUGGAUCAGCAAUUACAAUUGUCUUGCAAGACACAGAAGUUGAAGGGCUUCAAUUCCUGAAAGAUGACCAGUGGGGGAGGGUUCCUAUAAUGCCUCAUGCACUUCUCAUAAAUGUUGGCGAUCAAAUAGAGAUAAUGAGUAAUGGAAUUUUCAAGAGCCCAGUGCACAGGGUUGUGACCAACUCAAAGAGGGAGAGAAUCAGCCUGGCUAUGUUCUGUAGUCCAGAAUCAGGAAAGGAGGUUGAACCAGUGGAGGGGCUCAUUGAUGACAAGAGGCCAAGAUUAUACAAGAAAGUAAAAAACUAUCUUGACACUUAUUUCCAGUACUACCAGCAGGGCAAAAGACCAAUUGAUGCAGUGAAAGUAUAG